AUGAGCGUCAGCGUAGAGCAACCGCUACACUUUAGCCAGCAACUCUCCAGCCCGCCGCAUUCGCCAAACCACGUACUUCAUGCGCACACGCCAGCUUCUCCUCAACCACCGCCACCACCGCCGGCUGCCGAAUUGGAUACGAGUAGCCCCACUCCCACAGACACGAUGCCGCCCACAGGCCAGAACCAUGAUCGGGGCGAUGCGGAGAUGCAAGAUGGAGAUGAGCCCGCCCGUCGCGAUGCUUCCACAAACACCAUCGCCGUGGAGAUCUCAGCUAUAGAUGAAGACGUUAUGGAUGUUACGCCGGAUACCGAGACGGAGCUAUUACUACCCAAUGGCUCGUCUGAGGCACAAGAGGCUGCUAUCACUACACCAACAUCACCUGCGCCAGAUGAUGGGGUAAACGGAGACGAUUAUCCCCAUAGACCCCCUCCACGCAUUGACCCUGACGCGCUACCUCCACCUAUCGAUCCAAGCACACAGCCCCCGCCUCCUCCACCGCCAGUCGAUCCCCCCCGCUCCGAUUCAGAAUCCUCAGAUGACGAGGAUGACCUUCCACCAUGGCACCCGUUACCAGAAGACCUGUCGUCGCCUGAUGAGGAGGAAGUGAAGGAGAUCGAGGAGAGGGGCGAACACAGUGCGCUGGACCACGAAUACUGGGAAGGCGAAGCAUUCAAAUCCUUGGAACAUCCGGAAUAUAUCCCUGGUGAAACAGGACGUAUUCACUGGGCAAUCGAUGCAUACAACGGCACUCAGGAGAAGCAGAACCAUGAAGUGGUCAUGAAGUCCGACAUCGUCACUAUCGGAGGUCACCAGUGGCAGAUCAAAUUCUAUCCUAAGGGGAAUGAUUCGGAUUACCUUAGCGUCUAUCUCGAAUGUUUAAGCGUUCAGGAUGCGAAAGACAGCAAAGAUGAGGAGAUCAGCAAACACGUAUCCAGCGGCGAAGGAGUUGAAUCAAGAGGAGAGAAGAAGACCGACGAUAUCAUGAUAACAGCCGAACACGCACCAGCAGACGGUGCAACCGAGGCAUCAGCUCAGACUGAGAUACUUGCACAAGAUCGACGGGACAGCACCAAAUCAACAUCGGAAGGAGUCCAGACGCCAGUGGUUGCUCAACACACGCCUCUUCCGCUUCUCGGAUCGAAGAAGAUGUCUAAGCGGAAUAGCGUUGCCGCGCAGAUAUCGGUCGUUCUCUACAAUCCAACAGAACCUCGCGUGAACUACUCGCGAAAUGCUCUACAUCGCUUUUGCAAUGGCUCGCCUGACUGGGGCUGGACACGUUUCCACGGACCACAUUACGACAUAUCUCGUCGUAUGCCCGGUCAGCGCAUGGCCCUCCUCCGUGAUGACAAACUUGCCUUCACUGCCUAUAUCCGGGUUGUGGAAGACCAGACGGAUUGCUUGUGGGAGCAUCCAAUUAGAGAGAACCCGUGGGACAGCUUCGCAAUGACAGGAUUACAAGGCCUUAUGCUCGGGGAGAAUGCUAGUGCGCCUGGCGGCAACAUGAUCUCUGCAAUCUCUUCGUGGAUGCUAUUCAAGCCCUUCCGAGAUCUGUUAUACAGCAUCGACAUUCCAGACCCUAACGAUGAGCCUUUCAUUCGCCCUAAGCCACUGACCAGCGCCUUACAGCAAGUCUUAUACAUGCUACGAACUCAAGUCGAGCCUGGGGCUGGCCCAGUCGCUCUGGAUGAUAUUCUCGAUGCAUUGGAAUGGUACCGUAUUCAUGAGGGUCUUGAUAAGCUGGAUGUGAUGGAAACAUGGGAAGUUUUGCGUCUCAAGCUCGAGGAGGAGCUCCAGGGUACACCUCACGCUGCUCGACUACAUGCUAUCUGUGGACCGAAACGCGACUAUUCAAGCGGUAGACCAAGCUACCGCGUACCUGUAGAAGGUGUCGACAGCAUGCAGGAUGCUGUUAAUAUGUCACCUGAUUUCACUAUUCCUGGACAGCCUCUACCAGAGUUAUUGACGAUCGAGCUGGACCGGCACAAAUUCGACAGUGCAAAGACGCGUUCGCAUAUCAAGGUGCUGAACAAAGUGACACUAGACGAUCGGAUAAUAGUCGCUGACACUCCCUACACGCUAUACGGGUUUGUGGUUCAUAAGCAAACACUUCAGUCUUAUGUAUACCAACCGAUACUUCGACCCGAAGGACCUGAUUCACGCUGGUACAGCUACUCUGAUAGCAAAGAUGAGAACCACGUCAAAUGCCUUCCCAAACGCGAAGCAGUGGACACGCAUGAAGGCAAACCUGGCAGUACUCAGAUCGUUGGCAAUGACCCCGUGGCAUAUAUUGCAAUGUACGUUCGAGACGAUGUAACUCGCUCGGCAUUCCUGUCAGACGCCGAAUCAGAGCAGUGGAAUGUCCCAGAGUGGAUUAAGUUGGAAGUAGAAUCCAAGAAGAAUCCAAGUUCUCUUCCCCCAAUGCCGCCACCUCCAAUCGACGAGCUGAACUCUGUGGUCGACCAAGAGAAGGGAAAAGAAGUGGUAGCGGAGUCACCAAAUUCACUGGACUUUCGUGUCAUCGAUUCGCGAGCAUACCUAGAACACGAAGGCCCGGGUCUGUUCGAUGCCUUUGAUGCGCAGUGGGAAGCUAAAAGCUCACGGUACAUCCAUACACUGUCGCUGCUGAGCAACGACGGAUGCAAAGAGAUCCGCGAGAAGUUGAUGGGUGUUCUAAAUGACAUCAAGGAUCCGCGACAAAUAAAGUUCUGGUUUAUGGAUCCAACACGAGGAGCGUUCGACCGGCCCAACUUUCUCAGUACUGGGAUCAUUGAAUACUCUGCAGGUAGCUACAACCGAUAUACCGAUACCAAAGAGUGGACUCUAGAAGACUCACCUUUUGCCUGUCGGAGAAUCUGGGUACAUGUCACCGAGUUUGAAAAGCUUCCCGAGCUUUCGAAAGCAGAAGAGAAGGCUCCAGAGGUCUCUCACGAGAGUGUAUCUUCUUCAUCUUUACAGGGAGCUCAGGCUGAGAUGGAUGUGAUCCAAGUGGUUGAGAGUGUUGUCGAGCCAUCUUCGAGUACCCCGCCACCGCAGAUACCUCCACAGCUGGAGGAUACGCCUAUGAGCGACCCUGAUGAGCCAGCUGCUGCGCAAUCGGAGCAACUAGAACCUCACGCGUCGGAAGUCGAUAUACCACCACCGCCACCACCACCAACAAACAACAUCGAAAGCAACGACACUGCUAUGUUGGAAGUGGAGCUAACCCCCGCUGUUGACCCGCCAGCUGUUGAUGUCCUAAUUCCAGGCGCCGGCCCCGGUGACACCGAGAUGGGCGGUACACAAGAAGACAUGCCGCCACCACCACCUCCACCAAUUGGGCUACCUGUGGAGGAUCUACAACGACCUCCGCCAAUUUGCAGCCCCACACCGGAGCCACCUCCAGAUGAGAUCUACUUCUUCUUGAAAUUCUGGAAUGCGGAAAAGCAAACCCUAGAAGCACGAGGAUCGCACAUCGCACUCAAGUCUGCUAGGGUGGACGAGACGAUCGUGACAUUGCUUGGGCUUCCCAUGGAGGACAAGAAGAAGAUGGAGAUGUGCGAAGAGGAUGAGUUAACCAAUACGCGAUCUCUGAAGCACCGCCGCACUUUUGCGCAAGUGGAUCUACACAACGCGGGUAUCAUCAUCGUUUCGUUGCCUCUCUCGGCUGAAAAGCGCAAUGCGCUUGCAGCGCGUGCUGCCUUUACAGAUCCUCAAAAAUACCUUCAAUUCCGCGCUUUCGCCCACAACUUUCCUCACAAGUUGCAAGGCCACUUUACCUACAACUACUUCUCAAGCGAAUACUACAAGGGAGAAAUUGUUAACGGCUAUCCCCACGGCCACGGUACUCAGAUCUACCACUCUGGCGCUACAUACAACGGCUCUUUCCGUCUAGGCCAGCGCUACGGUCAUGGUUUAUACACUUUCCAGAAUGGGGACACUUACGAUGGUGACUGGGUCGACAACCAGCAGCACGGAACCGGCACCUAUGUCGAAGCCGCAAGCGGCAACACAUAUGUCGGCGGAUGGCAGAAUGACAAGAAGUUCGGUGAGGGUGUUACGCACUGGAAGAACGCACAAGAAUCUGAGCGUCUGUGCAGGAUUUGCUGGGAUGGAGAAGCGGAGGCAGCUUUCUAUGACUGCGGGCACGUCGUUGCUUGUAUGACUUGCGCAAGGGAGGUGCAGAAUUGCCCGGUGUGUAGGAAGCGCGUGUUGAGCUCUAUGAAGCUUUACUACGUGGCAUAG
This is a messenger RNA of Alternaria atra, 4224 nucleotides long. RefSeq lists its product as uncharacterized. The transcript is spliced from 2 exons. The coding region runs from base 1 to 4224 and encodes 1407 amino acids. Gene Ontology annotation, molecular function: protein binding. Lineage: Eukaryota; Fungi; Ascomycota; Dothideomycetes; Pleosporales; Pleosporaceae. The record is from RefSeq and is a predicted model, not a curated record.